This is a messenger RNA of Cordyceps fumosorosea ARSEF 2679, 2400 nucleotides long. Its product is annotated as ADAM 8 precursor. The record is from RefSeq and is a predicted model, not a curated record. Gene Ontology annotation, molecular function: metalloendopeptidase activity. The transcript is spliced from 2 exons. Gene Ontology annotation, biological process: proteolysis. Bases 1 to 2400 code for a protein of 799 amino acids. NCBI's taxonomy places the organism in Eukaryota, Fungi, Ascomycota, Sordariomycetes, Hypocreales, Cordycipitaceae.
AUGAAGGCUUUAGGCAUCAUCAGCAGAUUACUAGUAUACGCACAGCUUCUCUCAACAGCUGCUCAAGCACAUUCCGUUCGACGCACGGAGCCGAAACUACUACGCAGAGUACAGGAUGUUACGUUUACGCCAACGCUGGCGGACGACGCGGCGCCCACGGAGCUCUCCGUCUCGUUCACGCUGUCCGGAAGCACGAGCGAGCAACGGGUGAGCCUAUCCCUCCGCCGCGAUGAAGACGUCUACGCGCAGCCCGUCGCGGUGCAUCGUCUCCGCGCCGACGGCUCCAUCCGUAGCACCGAGACGACGCCGGCCGGCGACCACCUCGCCUACCACGGCACGGCCUCUACCACCACCACGACAGCAGACGGGAAGCAAGGGCGGGAGAGUCAGGAGGACUGGGCGCGGGUGUCUGUGCACGUCAGCCGCGGCAUCCCGCUGCUCGAGGGGGCGUACUUUCUAGACGGCUUCGAGUACCACAUCCAGACGGACGCUACGUAUCGACGCACGCGCAGCGACGAGGACACGGUGCUGGCCGCUGCCAACCAGCCGUACAACGUGGCCUGGCGGUACAUUGACGAUGGCGGCGGCGGCGGCGGCGGCGGCGGACUUGCAAAGCGUGAGGAGCAGCCGACGUGCGGGAUUGACGGCCUGGAUCACACCGGGCAGAGCAGCCUGGAGAGACGCCAGCGCGGCGGCGACACGACGGAGAGCCUGCUGCAGAGCAUCGGCUCCACCAGCGGCUGCCCGUCGACGCGCGCCAUCGCGCUCCUCGGCAUCGCGACCGACUGCACGUACACGGCGCAGUUCAGCUCCGAGCAGGACAUCCGGCGCGCCAUCCUGACGCAGGUCAACGCCGCGUCGCGCGUCUACGAGGCCGCCUUCAACGUGCAGCUGCGCGUGCGCAACAUCACCAUCUCCGACCGCGCGUGCCCGACGGGCAGCAGCGGCAACGCGUGGAACCGCGCGUGCUCGUCGGGCCUGUCCAUCAGCGACCGCCUCAACGAGUUCUCGCGGUGGAAGGCCGGCUUCGCCGAGGAGCCCGCGGCGGCGGCAUGGACGCUCAUGACGGCGUGCAGCUCCGGCUCGACGGUGGGCAUCGCGUGGAUCCGCAGCGUGUGCCAGCCGGGCGUGCUGCUGCGCGGCGCGGUGCGCUCGACGCCGGGCGCCAACGUCGUGGCGCGGACCUCGGCCGAGUGGCAGGUUCUCGCGCACGAGCUGGGCCACAACUUUGGCGCCGUGCACGACUGCACCUCUAGCUGCAGCAGCGGUGGUGGGGAGCUGUGCUGCCCGUUGAGUAGCAGCAGCUGUGACGCGCGUGCGCAGUACAUGAUGAACCCGUCGGUCAGCGCGCGCGUGACCGAGUUCUCGCCGUGCUCGAUCGGGCAGGUGUGCACGGCGUGGGGCCGGGGCAACAUCGAGACGGCGUGCCUGCGGGGCAACGACAACGUGCCGACCGUGUCGGAGUCGGUGUGCGGCAACGGCGUGGUGGACGCCGGGGAGGACUGCGACUGCGGCGGGCCCGAGGGCUGCGGCGACAACCCGUGCUGCGAGCCGACGACGUGCCGCUUCAAGGCCGGCGCCACGUGCGACCCGUCCACGCAGCGCUGCUGCACCGCCCAGUGCGGCCUAGCCACCGCCGGCCAGGUCUGCCGCGAGAGUGUCGGCCUAUGCGACCCGCAGGAGACGUGCAGCGGCAGCUCCGCCGACUGCCCGCGCGACGAGCAGCUGCCGGACGGGCAGUCCUGCGGUGAUAACGGCGGCGGGCUGACGUGCGCGACGGGCAUGUGCACGUCGCGGGCGACGCAGUGCUCGAAGCUGCUGACGUCCAACAACAGCACGGAGACGGUGCGCGCGGGCGGCAACGUCACGGCCGAGGCGUGCAGCGCGACGGGCUGCGAGAUGAACUGCAUGCAGACGGACGCGAGCGGCGGUCGGCUAGACGGGGGUGUCUGCCAGGCGAGUCCCAAGUUCUUCCGGGACGGCACGGCAUGCGGCUCCGGGUCGCGGCGGUGCUACAACGGGACCUGCAGUGGGCGGGCGACCAGCGGCGGGGGCGGCGAUGCGGCGUCGUGGAUCCGGGAGAACCGCACCAUCUUCAUCGUCAUCUGCGUGGUGGGCGGCGUGGCGCUGCUGGUGGCGGCGGCGCUGGUGGUGUGCUGCUGCCGGCGACGGGCGAGUCGACGGAACGCGGUCGGGACGCAGCAGGCGAGGAUGGCGACGGCGAUGAGGCAGAGCGGUGUUGGUGGUGGUGGUGGUGGUGUUGGUGGUGGUGUUGGUGGUGGUGUUGCAUCGCAGCAGUGGCAGCACCGACCGCCGCCGCCGCCGCCGCCACCGAUGGCACAGAUGCAGUCACCGAUGCCGGUGACCCGGACGGGCAGUAAUCUACACCGAUAUGCGUAG